Molecule: messenger RNA, 3432 nt
Organism: Ceratosolen solmsi marchali
Lineage: Eukaryota; Metazoa; Arthropoda; Insecta; Hymenoptera; Agaonidae
Product: agrin
Exons: 17
Coding region: 1-3432 (1143 amino acids)
Biological process (GO): multicellular organism development; cell differentiation
Cellular component (GO): extracellular region; membrane
Molecular function (GO): protein binding; calcium ion binding
Source: RefSeq, a predicted model, not a curated record
AUGACCUUUGACCCCAAUUACUCUGUGACACUUAUAGCUAAAACCAAGCCUAAUGAGAAGAUCGAUCCAUGCGAGAAGCUUAACUGCACCCUCGGCUCGCAGUGCGUACGCAGCAAGGACGGCACCGAGGCCAAAUGCGAGUGUCUCGAAUCGUGCCCGAGCCUCGGGGACCACGAAGGCGCGGGUCCGGUAUGCGGUACCGACGGCGUCGACUACCCGAGCCUCUGCGAUCUCAAUCGACAGGCAUGCGCCACCGCCGCCAACAUCUCCGUCGCUUUUCGCGGCAAAUGCGAUCCUUGCGCGGGGGUGACGUGCACGGAACCGGAAGUCUGUCAGUUGGACGCCUCGAGACAGCCGUCCUGUCGCUGCAGCGAACAAUGCGGCCUUGAAUUUUCACCUGUCUGUGGCAGCGAUGGUAAAACAUAUUCCAACGAGUGCAUCUUGCGCCAGGAGGCCUGCAAAUCUCGGCUUCAGCUCCGGAAAAUUUACAACGGCGAAUGUAAUUCCGGGGUGAAUCCGUGCGACGGUGCCAAGUGCGGCUCCCAGGAGCAGUGCGCGAUCGAUCGCUACGGCAUCGCCAAGUGCGAGUGCGGCCCCGAGUGCGAGACCGUAAUGAGGCCCGUCUGCGCCAGGGGUGGUACCACCUACGUCUCCCUCUGCGAACUCAAGAGGCAGGCCUGCCUCGCCAGGACGACCGUCGAGGUCGCGUACACGGGCGCCUGCGGCUCCAAGGGCCCCUGCUCCGAGAAGAUCUGCCAGUGGGGCGCCGUGUGCACGGAGAGCGAGGACGCGGGUGUCUGCGAGUGCCCGAGCUGCAGCGCCGAAUUCCAGCCGGUUUGCGGCGACGACGGCAUCAGCUACGGGAACGAGUGCAAGCUGCGCCUCGAGGCCUGCCAGCACCGACGCGACAUACGCGUCCUCUACCACCAACAAUGCAAUGGCUGCGAGAACACGAAGUGCGAUCAUUACGGCAAGUGCGAAAGCGAUGCCAGUGGCCAGGCAAAGUGUGUGUGCCCGAGCGACUGCGAGGAACCGGAGACCGGGAGUUCAAGUAUAGUUUGCGGCUCCGAUGGGGUGACUUAUGAAAGCGAAUGCGAAUUGAAGAAAACUUCUUGCAGUGUCCAGACUUUGGUAGUGGUCAGUUAUAAAGGGGAUUGCGAACUCUGCUCCAACGUCGAGUGCGACAACGAGGCCCGAUGCGAGGCCGGUGUCUGCGUCUGCCCCUUGAGCUGUCCGGAGGCCAGUGGAGCCUACGUCUGCGGCAGCGACAGCAAGACCUACACCUCGGAAUGCGAGCUCCAGAAGGCGGCCUGCGAGCGCGAUCCCAAUCUUUCCGCCCUACACGUCAACUACUACGGCGAGUGCGGACAAGGAUUUCCCGUCGCUGCUCUCACUACCAUGUCGACGUCGUCGAUAACGCGCCUGGUGACGUCGGCGGAGAUGACGUCUGACCUGGAGCUCGAGGCUUGCCGCAACAUCCACUGCGACUUCAAUGCGACGUGCGAGCUCGGUGACGAUCACUUUCCCCGCUGCAGCUGCAAGUUCGACUGUGCCUCGAUCGCCCCGGAGAAUAUGCAACCGGUUUGUGGUAGCGACCUGCGCACCUACUCGAGCAAAUGCCACAUGCUUAUGGAGGCCUGCCAACGCCAGCAAGAGCUUAGGCUCAGGCCCCUCGACCUCUGCCAAGGCAUGGAGGUGAAACCCUGUAACGGAGAGCAGCCCCUGGUUGACUCCGAGGGCAACGAAUACGACUGCGGCAGCGGACCGAGUCGCAAGGACUGCCCCAGUCACACGUACUGUCAUCAAACCCCGAGAUUUGCUCGCUGCUGCAAGAAAGGCAUGCAGAUCCUGAAGUGCGAGGACUCGUGGCACGGCUGCUGUCCGGACGGGAAGACCGCGGCCCUAGGGCCCGAGGGGGCCGGCUGUCCGAAUCUCUGCAACUGCAACCGGCUGGGCAGCCUCUCGGACACUUGCAGCCCCGAGACCGGGCAGUGCGAAUGCCGGCCCGGAGUGGGAGGACUCAAGUGCGAUAGGUGCAUGCCUGGAUACUGGGGCUUGUCCAAGAUCGAUAAGGGACACCAGGGCUGCAUUCCUUGCGGCUGCUCGCUAUUUGGCUCGACUCGCGAGGAUUGCGAGCAAAUGACGGGACUGUGCGUUUGCAAGUCGGAAAUCCAGGGAAAGAAGUGCACGAUAUGUACCGAUCAUAAUAAGAUUCUAACCCCUAAAGGAUGCCAGCCAGCGGAUGCUGUACUCCCGAUACCCAGUAGCUGCAACGAGCUCGAGUGCUACUCGGGCAGCCACUGCACGGAGUCGAGCGUCGGGGUCGCGGGACCGCGCUGCAUCUGCCCCGUUGGCUGCCCCGAGGAGACCCCGGCCGUCUCCGUCUGCGGUAGCGACGGCCAGACCUACGACAACGAGUGCGAGCUACGGCUCUACGCCUGCCGCUACCAGACGGACGUCGUGCCCCAGGCAUUUGGCCACUGCCGAGACGAUUCCAUGACCAACACGGAUUUCCCAGUGAAGAGAUUCACCGCUGUGCACUACACACAGCCAGCAGCGGCGAUUUCGCCUCUAUCCAAGUCAACGAGGCACUUGCUCGUACCGGAGCCCGACGCCCGCUACUACUACACCAAUCGAGCCCAUCAAGAGACUAUUCCUGUUGACAGGAAGAAUCUCAAACAUGGCUCUGCGGCGGCCUAUCGUCCAACGCCGGCGACAAUUAGGGUCGUAACUCCCUUGCUGGGCGACUUUUGCAACGACGACAAGGACUGCGGCAUAUCGAACAGCCUUUGCAUAAACGGACGCUGCAUUUGCACGGAUGGCUUUGCUGAAACUAGCGACAGGCAAGAGUGUUCUAGUUUAGCAAACUACGCGCCGGUGACGCCGACGGAGGAGAUCCGUGCCUGCCUCUCGUUCCCCUGCCACAUGUCCGCUACGUGCAUCGACUUGCCCGGUGCCACCUACAUGUGCAACUGCCUCGAGAACUACACAGGCUUCCACUGCGACGAGGAGAUCAACCGGCGAGUGUACGAAGCUUCCUUCGACGGGAAGAGUUACGUUCGCAUGAAUCGACUGAAAGCCUAUUAUAAGCUGAGCAUCGAGGUGGAGUUCAAAACUUACGCGGAGAAUGGCAUCAUCGUGUACAACCAGCAGAAGCAGGAUGGCACCGGUGACUUUGUUUCGUUGGCCAUCGUCGACGGUUUCGUCCAGUUUCGAUACAAUUUAGGUAAUGGGCCUGUUAUUCUCACUUCACCCGAACGUGUCUCGAUGAAGACGUUCCACAGGGUCACCGCUAAAAGAUAUCACAAAGACGGGGUUCUACUAUUUAACGAAAAUGAGGAGGUCGCAGGUCAAAGUGAAGGAAUGUUGAAGAGUCUUGACUUGAAUCAAGAUACGUUCAUUGGCAAUAUACCGACUAAUUAUAGCAAGUGA